AAGUUUAGUGUAGUAAGUCGUAAGAUACUAUUUCAAAAAUCUAAAGUAAAAAAAAAUCAUUAUAAUUGGAACAUUAAUGACUCAGACUAGUUCCUCCAUAAAAGAAAGCCCAGACAGACAGUAGAAAUUUAAGAUAUCGAGAUGGGACCCAAAAAGAAGUCCGUUGCUGUAGCUAUUGCAGAAACUAAACCAGAAGACCAACCACCACCUGAAAAGGUGAAGCCAAAGAAAGAGCCCAUCCCCGUUUUCGUAUUCGAUGUUAUAGUCACCCAUUUGGAGGCCAAAAAUACCGAGUUCACCAAUCCAUCGAAGCUAGAAGUCACAGCAAACUUCUUCAAAACUCCACUUCUCCUCACCAAUAGUCAGAUAAAUGUUAGCGAUUUCAAGGCGAAUGCCGGUCUCUCCCUUCAAAAGGAUCCAAAGGAAAUUCGUAAGACAGUUAACGAUUGUGGGAUAUCCUUCAGCGUGGUGUACAGCAAGAAGGUGAUUGGCUCCGGGCAGGCAUCGUUCCCCUCCAGCGUAGUGGACUCCAUAGAAAAGGACAUGACCGAUAUUCUUCACUCGGACGUCAUUGAUUUGGCUGCAGGCGGCGAGGUGACCGGCAAACUGGAGUUCCUUUGCCGGUUGGUCGUCAUGUGCAUUGCUGAUGAGCCUGAGCUCGAGUGCGCCCGUAACAUGGACAGGAGCAUCAAUGCACAGGAUAUUAUGUUCGUAAUGGGUGAAUCGCAGGUGUGUCCCAGUGCCUGUGAACCCUGUCAAAAUGAUUUGGAAGCGGAGGAAGGCGACGAGCGGCUCAGACUGGACCUGGAACGAUAUCGCAGCCAGGGUGGUGGUAUAAAGCCAUACAAUAUGAUGACGAACAACGCAUCUGGGAUACCAGCGUGUUGUGAACUUAAGAAAAUGGCAAUCGAGUACGAGCGGAUGAUUGAUUCCAUCACCAAACAGACCGGCAUGCCGCCUCCCAAGCCUCCGUGUCGUAGUCCCGACGAGGCGAACAACUUUGGCAUGAACCCCUGUUGGUGCCAACCUGAACUUCCUCAAUUUCUUGAGCUGCCCGAGAAACCGGACAAGCCAUGCUUCGUUUACCUGCCCGCCACCCAAGAUCACGAGCCGGACUUCUGCGAGAAGAACCUAAUGCCGGUUCCCAUUGCGGACUGCGAUGGACAGAAGCCGGAAAUCAAGCCCAUCCGCUUUUGUCCGGUCUGCCUGACCAAUAUGUCGUGGCUGCCGAAGUUUGCAGCGUGUCCGAAGUGUGGAAUCAAACCGAUGCCCGUGGUGGAGGAUAGGCACAAGGAGAAGAAGGUAUCGGCCGACCAGAUCCUGCUCGAGUACUUGGGCAAAGGACCAUCCACUGUGGAUGACUACUGCACGGAUCCGUGUGAAAAGGCCAAAAAAGAUAGAGCCGACGAUGAUGAGUGUCCACCAUGCCGUUGCAGCUGCAAGUUCGGUAAAAUGUGUGCCCACUGUCGCAUCCGAAAGAUGUGCGCCGAUAUAUUUAAGAGCGAUCAGGUGACUCCCAAGUGUCCAAAAGUGGAGCCAAAGGAAUCGGAGGACUACUGUGUGGUAAACAAAAGCUCCGAGGACUGUCGACCCUAUUUGGCCAAAGUUUUCUCCGAGUUGCGCGAUCUCUACGAUAUCAAGGACACCAAGAAGUUAUCCGAACUGGACGAGAACUGCGAUCGAGCGGUGCCCAAAACGGAGAAGCCUGAGAAACAAGAACCCAAAAAGGAGAACCAAGCUCCCAAGAAACCACCUUAUAUACCACCUAACAACAAGGGUCAUAUUUCCAGCAGACACAAGCGAUGUGUCCUUCGAUCGGGAUUUGUGUCCCGACAACAUGGUUGGGCCUGGAGCAACAGCUGGGAGGCCAAAAAGCUGGGCUGGCGUCCGGGUGCCAUCCGUAAGCCCAUCAAGAAACUGAUGAAGUUCUUCCUGGAGCAACCUGCCAGAGAGAAUGCAUUUGCCAAAUGCAAGGACACGGAGACUUUGGAGCGAGAAAAGGAGCUGGCCUCACCGGUGUUGAAUAUCUGCAAGAAGAACGGAGAGAUCUUCAUCACCCUGCGUCCUCUUUCUCCCUUGGGUAUGCGCCAGAAACCCAUCACUUUCCGGAUUGUGAAGAGCGAAAUGGCAGUGGCCCUGCGUGAGAUCAAGAGAAAACUGAAGGAUAAGGGAUUCCGCAAGUGCACCUGUCACCAGACAUUGAUGAUGUGCCGUUGCAGGGAUCCCACCGAAAAGGUUCAUCUGCAGAGGGCUUUAAACAGGGAAUGCCGACGUCAUUGCAUUCCACCGGCUGGCGACCAUCUGGUGCUCACAGAUACCAGCGAAAGCGACAUGGAGUUUGACUUUGAUGUCACUCCGCCAGCAGGUACGGAGCAACCAUGCCAGCCGCCUUUGCCGGAUACCGUUAACCAUGGCACCCAGACAUCCAAGAAAGACCAGAUGCCACUACCUCCAAAGUAUCCCAUCCGAAUUCCACCUUAUUACAGAGGUUUCGACUGCGCUGUGGGCGAUCGCUACAUGGGUACGGCAUUCGGAUGGCCGGGAGAAAUGGUCUUCGAGGAUGGCGUAUUUGGAAUGAUGGGUGGCGGACCACAUGGCCCCAAUCCAAUGCCUUGCGGCAGACCCCGAGUGCCAGGAGCUUGGGGCGUUGGCGCAGGAGGGGAUGGCGGAGGAAUCGGAGGAGGCGGGGGCGCUCGAGGAGUCUUAGGUGGCGGAAGGUCAGCCAGAGGCGGAGGAGCUGGCGGCGGUGGCUUUAGAGGACCCGGCGGACCUGGAGGAGGACCUGGAGGUGGUGCCUGGAAGGGCUUUCCUACCGCAGCCGUCGGAAAGGCCCAAGGCCAAGGCAAAGGAAAAGGAGAAAAAUCCGAACCUAUACCAGUACGCUAUCCGAAGAGAUUCCUCAAGCCAGCCGAGGAGGCAGCCAAGGCCGCCAAGGAGGCGGAGAAGGCCGCUGUGGAUGCGAAGAAGAAGGGCAUUAAUAUGAUCAAGUAUCUGCAGAAGAAGGGUACUCUGGUCCGUCCCUGGAAUCCGCAGGAGGGCAAGGACAAAAGACCUAGACCACCCAAAGGUGGCUUUGUCGGAGACGAUGGCCUAAAGGACAAUGAAAGGAAGCGCAAAAUGCUCCUGGCCGUUCCACCAAUACCAAUCACUGAGAUGCCCCGGCGCGGAAAAGCACCCAAUCCCUGUGAUCCCUAUCGCAUGGAUAUAAUCUACUGAAUGGUCUUCAUUGUCUGCAUUCAUUUCAAUAUCGCUAAAAAUUUAAAUGUGAUAUGUCUCGCAUAUUUUUUAUAGU
This is a messenger RNA of Drosophila melanogaster (fruit fly), 3292 nucleotides long. RefSeq lists its product as uncharacterized. Lineage: Eukaryota; Metazoa; Arthropoda; Insecta; Diptera; Drosophilidae. The transcript has 3 exons. Bases 142 to 3216 code for a protein of 1024 amino acids. The record is from RefSeq and is marked reviewed.